Molecule: messenger RNA, 2326 nt
Organism: Glossina fuscipes
Lineage: Eukaryota; Metazoa; Arthropoda; Insecta; Diptera; Glossinidae
Gene: Septin1
Product: septin-1
Exons: 4
Coding region: 519-1610 (363 amino acids)
Biological process (GO): cell division; cytoskeleton-dependent cytokinesis; regulation of exocytosis
Cellular component (GO): septin complex; synaptic vesicle; microtubule cytoskeleton
Molecular function (GO): molecular adaptor activity; GTPase activity; GTP binding
Source: RefSeq, a predicted model, not a curated record
AUGUCAGUUUUUUUUCAUAAAUGGUAACAAUUGAAACUGAUGCGCGUGUGGCGGGCGGUGUUGCGAAUAAAUGUUUUUGGCUUGAAUGGAUUUUAAAACAAAGGAAAUCUCAAAACCUGACAACUGUGCUACAAUUUUACUUGUUUCCGUGUUUUAAAAUAUUAAUUUAUCAGAAAAAAAGCCUUAAAGAAAACGUUGGAAACAAUAGGGGGAGAGAGAACAGAAAAAUAGAAAUAAAAAUUACAACUUCAGUGUGUGUGUCAUCAUCAUUGAGUGCUGGUUAUUGUUGAAUUUUCAAUUUGAUUGAAGUUUUUUCCCCUUUGUUAUAUAUUUUAUACGUACGUGUAUGCGUUUUUUUUUUUUUUUUUUUUUGCCUUUAUUCCACAAAAUCUAAAAGCAUAAAGCAAACACGUUUUUUGUUUUUAUUAAAAAAAGGAAAAUAUCCUAUAUAUAUAUAUAUAUACAACUAAAUAAAAUAUUGGAUUAAAUAGUAAUUUUCUACCAAUAAAAAGAAAAGCAUGUCAGAAACAAAAAGCUUUACCAGUAUUGAGACGCCCGGUUAUGUUGGCUUCGCUAAUCUGCCUAAUCAAGUGCAUCGUAAAUCGGUGAAAAAAGGUUUCGAAUUUACUUUAAUGGUUGUAGGAGAAUCAGGUUUAGGUAAAUCGACGCUGGUCAAUAGUCUAUUUUUAACAGACUUAUAUCCGGAACGUAUUAUACCGGAUGCUAUUGAAAAACAAAAGCAAACCGUAAAAUUGGAGGCUUCCACGGUAGAAAUUGAAGAGCGUGGUGUUAAAUUGAGACUGACCGUAGUAGAUACACCGGGUUUUGGCGAUGCCAUCGAUAAUUCGGAUAGUUUUAGUGCCAUACUCGAAUACAUUGAUGAACAAUAUGAACGUUUCUUACGCGAUGAGAGCGGUUUAAAUCGACGCAAUAUUGUCGAUAAUCGUAUACACUGUUGUUUCUAUUUCAUAUCACCUUUUGGUCAUGGCCUUAAACCCUUGGAUGUGGAGUUUAUGAAAAAAUUACAUUCCAAAGUGAACAUUGUGCCGGUUAUUGCCAAAGCCGAUUGCCUAACAAAAAAAGAGAUUCUGCGUUUGAAGUGUCGUAUCAUGCAAGAAAUUGAGGAUCACGGCAUUAAAAUAUAUCCGUUGCCCGAUUGUGAUUCGGAUGAAGAUGAAGAUUAUAAAGAACAAGUUAAACAAUUAAAGGCGGCUGUACCCUUCGCUGUAUGCGGUGCUAAUACUCUGUUAGAGGUAAAGGGGAAAAAAGUUAGGGGCCGUUUAUAUCCUUGGGGUGUAGUUGAAGUAGAAAAUCCUGAACAUUGUGAUUUCAUUAAGUUACGUACAAUGCUAAUCACCCAUAUGCAGGACUUGCAGGAAGUUACGCAGGAGGUACACUAUGAAAAUUAUCGUUCUGAUCGUUUAGCAAAGGGUAUUAAAAGUAAGGAGAAUGGGCUUAAACCGGAACGUGAUUCGAUAGUACCCGCUCAGAUUGUUGCCAAUAGCGUUUUAACGGAAAAAGAUCGCAUAUUGCAAGAAAAAGAGGCUGAACUGAUGCGCAUGCAAGAGAUGUUGGCUCAAAUGCAGGCCCAAAUGCAGGCACAACAAUAGAGUAAACUUUCACCCAUCAUCUUUCAGUUCAGCUUAAAAAAAAAAAAAAAAAAAAAAAAAAUUGGUGCCGAAUUUUUCAUUUUAACAAAAAUAUUGUAUUUUUCGCGUUUAUUUUAAUAUUCUCCUUAUUUUAGGCUUAUUUUACACUUCUUUUAUUUUAUACUGCACAAUCGGAAAGGAUUAUGUAGAGCGAAAAAAAUUGUUUAAGAACAUUUUUUUUUGAAAAAUCUACAUCAUCCUAUAUCUGCAAUAUUUUUUUUAUUUUUUUUAUUUUUUUUUUGUCCGAAAAUCCAAUUCUGCAUAUUUUGCAACAUUUGAUAUGAAAUAAAUCGAAAGUCAUUUGAUUUUUUGAAAUUUUUGUAAAAACAUACAUAUGUACACUACUACAAUUAUGAUAUGAACGAAUAUCCGGCAAUUAUUGAAUGAAAACACGUCCCGCUUUCCUAUAGUCAUUCAAUACGAAAACGAAACGUAAAGAAUGACACAAUAAUUAAAGCCCUCCUUAAAAAUUAAUUAUACAAUUUUAAUUUGUAAUCUUAUACAAAAAAAAGGCUUUGAUUAGACUUUCAUAUAAAUAAGUAAUAGAUGCACUCAAAAAGUAUGUAAUACGUAUAUUUGUGUUUAUAUUUUCGGCUCUUGAUUUCAUUUCCCUUGUCUUUAUAUAGUAAUUCUCUCAAUCUUAAGUAAUUUCAAUAAUUAAUAAUAGUUACUAUAUA